Messenger RNA from Monodelphis domestica (gray short-tailed opossum), 1320 nucleotides. It is a transcript of the gene GPR152, whose product is annotated as G protein-coupled receptor 152. Gene Ontology annotation, cellular component: plasma membrane. Gene Ontology annotation, biological process: G protein-coupled receptor signaling pathway. The record is from RefSeq and is a predicted model, not a curated record. Gene Ontology annotation, molecular function: G protein-coupled receptor activity. NCBI's taxonomy places the organism in Eukaryota, Metazoa, Chordata, Mammalia, Didelphimorphia, Didelphidae.
AUGGAAGCUGGCAGUGCCAGGCUGGCUCCACCUUGGAGGCCGAAAUCUGACUUGGAGGACGACUACUACCCCCAAGGGGGCUGGGACACGGCCUUCCUGGUCAUUCUGCUGCUGACGGGGCUGCCGGCCAAUGGCCUCAUGGCGUGGCUCUCGGGCUGCCAGGCCCGGCGCAGGGCGGGCAAGCGUCUGGCCCUCUUCCUGCUCAGCCUGGCCACCUCAGACUUCCUAUUCCUGGUGGCCACCGCCUUCCAGAUCAUGGAGAUUCGACUACAGGGUCACUGGCCCCUCGGAACGGCUGCCUGCCGCUUCUAUUACUUCCUGUGGGGGGUCUCCUACUCCUCGGGCCUCUUCCUGCUGGCCGCCCUGAGCCUCGACCGCAGCCUGACGGCAUUGUUUCCCCGGUGGUACCCCUGUCGCCGGCCAUCUCGCCUGCCCCUCUGGCUCUGCUCGGGGGCCUGGGUGCUGGCCACCCUGUUCAGUGUGCCCUGGCUCAUCUUCCCCGAGGCCAACGCUUGGUGGUACGACCUCGUCAUCUGCCUGGACUUCUGGGACACUGAGGAGGUGCCCCUUCGGGUCCUGGAGAUCUUGGGUGGGCUGCUCCCCUUCCUGCUCCUCCUGCUGUCCCACGUGCUGACCCAAAUCCAGGGGUGCCGCCUCCGCCGGCGGCAGCAGCCCCAGGAGGGCAGAGCUGGGCCCCCCCCAGCAGGCUUCUCCCGAGUGGCCUCCACCAUCCUGUCAGCCUACGUGGUCCUCCGUCUGCCCUACCAGCUGGCCCAGCUGCUCUACCUGGCUUACCUGUGGGACUUCUAUCCCGGCUACCUCUUGUGGGAGGCGCUGGUCUACUCGGACUACCUGAUGGUCCUCGACAGCUGCCUGAGCCCCUUCCUCUGCCUCCUGGCCAGCGCCAACGCCCGCGCGCUCCUGCACUCCAUGCUGUCCUCCUUCGCGGCUGCUCUGGCCGAAGAGCAGUUCGGGGGUGCCGGGCCUGUAGCCUCACUGCCAGCUCAGCCGGAGUCUGCCACGGUCCAGCUCCAGCCCAGCCCCACCUCCCAGGCCCAGCCCCAGGCCCACCCCACGGCUCAGGCCCAGGUGAACCCUCCCAGCCAGCCCCAGCCAAACCUGAUCGAUCAACCUCACGUCAACCCAACGGCUCAGCCCUCGGAAGUGCCUCCUACGUCAACCUGUGACCCCACGUCUGGCCUGCCCGAGGAGCAGCCCGCAGCCGCUCCCCAGGAGGGGCCGGCCAUAACCCCUGCUGCUGCCGGGGACAGCUCAGGGGAUGCCCCGCCAGAGACACCCCCCACCCCUGGCCCCUCUUGA